This is a messenger RNA of Drosophila kikkawai, 931 nucleotides long. RefSeq lists its product as uncharacterized. The record is from RefSeq and is a predicted model, not a curated record. NCBI's taxonomy places the organism in Eukaryota, Metazoa, Arthropoda, Insecta, Diptera, Drosophilidae.
ACCAAUAUACGCCAUAAAAUGAGUGUCAAUCGUAAAAGAAAACCGAAUUUUACAAACGAUGAAAAAUUCCGCCUAAUUCAAUCUGUUAAGAAGCGCUCAGUACUGUGGGAUAUUACGGAAAUAUACAAUAAGGACUAUGACAAGGUGCAAGCUGCUUGGAAUGCUGUGUCUGAGGAGGUGAAGAGACCUGGCACCGAGUGUAGGAUGGCAUGGAGCUCCUUGAGGGAGAGCUACCGUUAUCAUUUCAAGCGGGACUGUGGCAAGUUUCAGCAGCUCGAAGGAGAGGAUUACGAUCCUCUGCUGGCUACCAAAAUGAUGGAUUGGAGGUUCGCUGAAGCCAUGUCCUUUAUGCCUCAACCCACACUCAAGAGACCGAGACCCGUCAGCCGAAUUGUUCGCAAUGAAACCGAUGGGGAAGACGGCGAAGAUGGUGAAGACGGUGGAGAUGGUGAAGACAGUAAAGAUGGUGAAGAUGGUGAAGAUAUUGAGAUGGCUGACUGGAUGACAGGAUCUGUAGAGAUCCCGGCCGAUGCCCUGCUAACACCGGGGAGCAUUGAGUCUAUAAAGCCGGAACCAAAGCGCAGGGGCAGACCAAGGAAAGGCACAGAAUCGACGUCUAAAGCCUCAAUUGUCGACAUGCUGAGCAAUUUUCUCGAGGGAACUAGGCACUGCCUGGAGCAGCCUGUCUCAAAGAAUGCCACCGUUCUCGCCUACUGGGAUACUCUUCUUACCGGGAUGUCGCAGCAGAACUCACAGCGCGCUGUAUUCAAAGUAACGGAGUUUCUGCAGGAGGUUGCCAAAAAAGAAGUGGAAAAGAAGAGAUUGUUUUAGUUUUGUAUAAGAUUUAGUUUUUAAGCGUGUUUGUGAGCUUGUAGGCUCGCUUGACCCAUUUCCUUCCUGACAAUUAAACUAUUUUUAAUGCUAUCUCUAA